UAUAUGACCCAUAAAAUAGUCAAAUAAAAUUAAACCAACAUAUACUACCGUUGAAAUUAUGAGAGAGAGAAAGUGAGUGUUUGAAGGAAAUCUUGCCAUGGGGUGCGAUUUUCAGAGGAUUUUUCGUCAUCAAGUUAUGAUUUGAAGAUCAAAAUCAAUAAGCCCCCAUUAUCUUUAGGAUUUUCUAAUUUAUUUAUUUAAUUUUGAUUUAGUGCUAUAUAAGUGUUCUUGCUUCGAUACAACCCAACUUGGAGAUCUAAAUCAGCCUGGUUUUUUAAUUGCUGGAGUGAUGGCUAACAUGUUAAAUUCCGAGUCAAGGCGUAUGUAUUCGUGGUGGUGGGACAGCCACAUUAGCCCUAAGAAUUCAAAAUGGCUUCAUGAGAAUCUUACAGACAUGGAUGCCAAGGUCAAAUCUAUGAUCAAACUCAUUGAAGAAGAUGCUGAUUCCUUUGCAAGGAGGGCUGAAAUGUACUAUAAGAAACGCCCAGAGCUCAUGAAAUUGGUUGAAGAGUUCUAUCGAGCAUACCGUGCAUUGGCCGAAAGAUAUGAUUACGCAACUGGUGAGCUCCGUCAUGCCCAGAAAACUUUACAAGCAGCUUUCCCAGACCAAGAACAGUUCGCACUACCUGAAGAUUUAUCUACAGUGGGCCCCAAUGAUCAAAAGAACGGAUCUUUUGGUUUACAACUGUUUCUUGAAGGAAAAUUGCACAACGCAAAUCAGAAAGAUGAGUUGCAUAACGAGAACCUUCUUACUGAGUGUGAAGUUCAGAACUUAAAGAAGGCUCUGACUGAUCUACUUGCCGAAAAGGAUUCUCUUUUCGUUCAGUAUGAACGUAGUCUGGAGAAAUUAUCAAGUGUAGACGGAGAUCUUAACAUAGCACUAGAAAAAUCAAAGAUUCUUGAUGAAAAAGCACGUGAAGCAGAAAAUGAAGUACAUAUGUUGAAGGAAACUCUUCGAGUGUUGCAGGCUGAAAAGGAAUCUGGAUUAACCAAACAGAUGGAGUAUUUAGAAACGAUAUCAGAUUUGGAGGAAAAGGUGAAGGGUAUGAACAAAUUAGCAUUUGAAACAGAAAGCAAUGGCCGAGAUUUGAUGAACAAACUCUCAAAAUUAGAAUCUGAAAAUGACGCAGGUCUUUUGCAAUAUGGUAAAUGUUUGGAAAAGAUAUCGGUUUUAGAAAAGAAGAUUAUGGUAGCCGAAGAAGAAGCCAAAAUGUUUUCUGAUAAAGCUGCUGAAGCAGAAAUGGAAGUAAAGAAGCUUAAAAAUGCUCUUUUGGUUUUAUCCGAAGAGAAAGAAGCUGUACGAGUUUUAUACGCGGAAUGCCUUGAGAAAUCUUAUAAACUAGAACUUGAUCUUUCUUCUGCUCAAUCAGAUGUUGAACGUCUCACCACUGAGAUUCUGAAUAGCACUAAAAAACUUAAAAAUGUGGAAGAGAUUUGUGUUCGUUUGGAGACAUCAAAUCAAUCUUUAAAAAUGGAAGCAAGUGACUUAGCUAAUCGAAUCAUGUUAAAAGAUAGAGAAUUAUCUGAUCGACAUGAUGAACUGGAGAAACUUCAAACCUAUGCAAAAGAAGAACAUACACAUUAUGUUCAAGUUGAUGCUGCACUUCAAACCUUGCAGAUGUUAUACACUCGAUCUCAAGAAGAACAGAGGAAUCUUGCAAUGGAGCUAAAGAAUGGUCUUCAGAUGGUGAAAGAUUUGGAGACCUCCAAAUCGGGUUUAGAAGAAGAAAUAAAUAAAGUUAUGGAUGAAAAUAACAGCUUGAAGAAUACAGAAGUAGAAAUUGUGGGAUUGAAGCAAAUGAAGGAAAGACUGGAAGAGGAGGUAGCAUUGCAGUUAGGUCAAUGCAAUGCUAUGCAGCAAGAAAUUUUUAAUCUGAAAGAUGAAAUUUCGGAAUUAGAUAAGAGUUAUAGUUCGUUAAUGAGUCAAAUAGAAUUGGUUGGUUUGACUCCAGAAUCAUUUGGGUCCUCAGUUAAGUACUUGCAGGAUGAAAACUCGACGUUGAAACAGAUUUGUGAGAAAAAUAGCGACUAUGAAGAGAAGAUAAAAAAUGUAGUCGAGAAGAACACUGAUUUGGAGAGUUCAUGUGAAUUGCUCCAUGUAGAAAAGUCUGCUGCUGUUCUCGAAAAAACUGUUCUUUUGUCUCAGUUACACAUCAUUACUGUUAAUAUGCAGAAACUCAUGGAUCAGAACACUGUUCUUGAGAACUCUCUAUCAACCGCAAACGUUGAAAUUGAUAAUCUCAGAGAAAAGUCGAAGGGUUUGGAAGACCUAUGUGAGUUGCUGAACAAUGAGAAAUCUAAUCUUGUUGCAGAAAGAAGCAUGCUGGCUUCUCAAUUGGAGAACGUCCAGAAGAGAUUAGAAAUUCUUGAGAAUCAGUUCAUGCAGUUUGAAGAUAGAUAUGGGGUUCUGGAGAAAGAAAAAGAAACAGGAAACUCUCAGUUACUAGAAUUAUUGUCAUCUUUAAGUGUGGAGAAACAAGAACGUGAGAGUUUCAUGAUGACAAACCAGAAACGGUUGACUGAUUUGGAGGAUCAUAUUCAACGUCUUCAAGAAGAUGACAAAUUGAAGAAAGAAGAAUUUCAGGAAGAACUUGAUAAAGCUGUGAUCGCCCAGUUCGAGAACUUCAUUUUACAAAAGUUUGUAAAAGAGGUUGAAGAAAAGAACUACUCACUUUUGGUGGAGAACGAGAAACACAUCUCAGCAUCGAAGUUGGCUGAUAAGUUGAUUUGUGAGCUUGAGACUGAAAUUCUUGAGCAACAGGUUGAAGAAGAGCUCUUGUUGGUAGAAGUUGAAAACCUGAGAUUGGGGAUUUAUCAAAUAUUUUUAUCUCUGGAAGUUGGUUCAUCUGGUGUAUUCAAAGCUGGAUAUGAAACAGCAAAGAUAUCUGUCGAAGAGAUUAUCGGUAACAUCAAGAAUUUGAAACGUUCUCUUUUGAAAGAAGAAGAUGAUAAGCAACGGUUAUUCAUUGAGAACAAUGUUAUGUUAACUCUCUUGCAGCAACUUAAAUUAGGAUUCCAGGAAUCAGAAGUCAAAAUCAAAGCUCUGGAGAAGGAAAGAGUUAAAAUAUCUAAUGGUAGUGCAGUUAUGAGAAGGAAAAUGGAAGGCCUUCGUAAGGUGAACAAAAAUCUUGAAAUGGAAUUGGAGAUGUUACAUGAAGAACUUGAGGAGCGGAAGAAUAAUGAAGAGAAUUUGAAUUUCGAGCUGCAAGAACGAGAGAAUGAAUUUGAAUUAUGGGAUGCGGAGGCUACUUCUUUCAUUUUUGAUCUUCAAAUGUCAAACACUCGUGAUAUUCUCUUUGAAAGUAAAGUUCAUGAACUGACUGAUGUUUGCAAGAGUCUUGAAGGUGAAACUGCAUUGAAGGAUUUGGAGAUUGCAGAAAUGAAACAAAAGGCUAGUAUUAUGGAGACAGAAAUUGAAGAAUUGAAGGCACAGUUGGUUGCAUAUACUCCAGUUAUUGGUUCUUUGAAGGAGAAUCUUUUGUCUCUUGAACAGAAUGUUUUCACUAUGGCAAAUCUUUUGGUAUCAAACAACCGCAAAUCAGAGGAUUUGAAAGUGAAAGGUGAUUUCAAUCAUCAUCAGGGUGAUGUAUCGGUGAAUGAGAUUCCAAAAAUAAUUAAACCAAAUGGGAUCUCGGAUUUGCUUGAGUUUCAGACUCGUAUAGUGGCACUUGAAAAAGUCAUUGUGGAAGAUAUAAACUCAGUUGCAAUGCGUGAAAGCACCGAAGAGUUGAAGAAAUCCAACGAGGACCAAAAACGUAGCAAAGCUGAAAAGUUACGUGGGAAACGUUAUCUAACGCUAGAUAACCUUAAUCUUACGAAGCCUAAACCCGAAAUAACUGAAGUAAAAAAGGGGGUUUUGAUAAGAGACAUCCCACUUGAUCAGGCAUCAGAUAGCUCAUCAUCUGCAAAUAGCAGGAGCAGAAGCAGAAGAGGGUAUUCACAAACCGACGAUAUGAUGAUUGAGCAAUUGCAAAUAGCCCACAAAAUGUACGAAACGCAAAAGAGCUCCAAAAAGCUACCGUACGAGCCACAAAUAGAAGAUUUUGGUGUCGACAAGUUAGAGGUACCAAGUCAACAGUCCAGAAAAGGAAAGCUAUUAGAAAGACUCGCUUCUGAUGCCCAACAACUUGCAAAUCUAGAGACGACAGUGAAGGAUCUAACUAAAAGAAUCGAGACCGGGAGAAAGAGUAAAAAAACAACUGGUGUAGAUUUUGGGACUGUAAAAGAACAACUAGAAGAAGCUGAAGAGACCAUUCUACAACUUGUGAACGUGAACGUCGAGUCAACUGCUACCAUUGAGAAAAACCCUUCUUUAGCAGCUUGGGUAGAGCAAGACGACACAUGGAAAAGCUCGGAAAAAAUCAAAAGAGUGCAACUGGAGGUUCAGAAGAUUCAAUACGUGUUGCUGAAGCUGGAUGAUGAAAAGAAAAUAAAAGGGAAGAGCAGGUUUUCAAGGACCAAAAGUAGGACGAGUGUGAUCUUGCGUGAUUUUAUUCACCAUGGUAGAAGCAACAGUGGAAGAACCAGAAGGCGUCGUCUUUGUGGGUGUUUCACUCCAUCUGCGAUAAAAGGAGACCGUAUUAAAAGUUAGUGUUUCUGCUUCUAACUUUGAUGAUGAUUGAUGACUGGAUUUAUUAUCCGGUAAUGUUUUAUUUCUAGAGUCUAGAGUAAUGAGUAAGUAUGUUGUACUUGAUUUUAUUUUCAGUGAUGUAUCGUCGGAUUUGACUCGUAGGUGCUAUUUUAAUUUUUUUUUUAUUUGAAUAACUGGAACGUUUGAUUAUGUGUAAGAUAUUCCCUACUUUUUAUUAAAAUCCACGGUAGCUAUCAUUUUCCC
This is a messenger RNA of Erigeron canadensis, 4834 nucleotides long. Its product is annotated as protein NETWORKED 1A-like. Bases 290 to 4591 code for a protein of 1433 amino acids. Lineage: Eukaryota; Viridiplantae; Streptophyta; Magnoliopsida; Asterales; Asteraceae. The record is from RefSeq and is a predicted model, not a curated record. The transcript is spliced from 5 exons. Gene Ontology annotation, molecular function: actin filament binding. Gene Ontology annotation, cellular component: plasma membrane.